AUGAGCUCCGAAAAAGCCAGAGUCCAAGCUCAAGAAGCGGCGUCCAGCACUCCCGCUACGUCGCCCCGAGCAUCGAUUUCUUCCUCUCCAUCAGCAAGACGAGAUCAAGACGAUCAGGAUCCGCCGCAGUAUUUCGACUCGGAGCCCAGCAGUCAACCGCCGUCAUACCACAAACACUGCGGCCAUGUAUCGCCGUCCAAGCGGAAUUCCGGUCCAGCGUCCGCGGCCAGCAUCGCGGCAAUCUUGGGUCCUCCGCCGAAGAAGCACAAAAGGAUGAGUCUCAAAGAGCGCUGGAGAGAUCUUUUCCACGACAACAGCCAUCAUUCUGCGCCGGAUGGACCUGGGACUGGCUCGGCCGACUCGAAGCAAACGUGGAACAUUGGCCAAGUGGAUUUCCUACCACCAAAGAAGACGAAAGGAUGA
This is a messenger RNA of Zasmidium cellare ATCC 36951, 423 nucleotides long. RefSeq lists its product as uncharacterized. The record is from RefSeq and is a predicted model, not a curated record. The coding region runs from base 1 to 423 and encodes 140 amino acids. NCBI's taxonomy places the organism in Eukaryota, Fungi, Ascomycota, Dothideomycetes, Mycosphaerellales, Mycosphaerellaceae. The transcript has a single exon.